This is a messenger RNA of Acanthopagrus latus (yellowfin seabream), 2483 nucleotides long. Its product is annotated as transcription activator MSS11. The transcript has 6 exons. The coding region runs from base 315 to 1046 and encodes 243 amino acids. Lineage: Eukaryota; Metazoa; Chordata; Actinopteri; Spariformes; Sparidae. The record is from RefSeq and is a predicted model, not a curated record.
ACACACACACACACACACACACACACACACUCACUCUACACAUAAACAAAACUUUCCGCAUGUACUCUGUGUGUGUGUGUUGUGACUUUCCUGUUGAUCACGGCGUCCUCUGGGUACGAUAACAACGACAUGGAGUGGAGGAGGAGGGAGCCCCUCCCUGUGUUCCUGCCCAGCCUGAAGGGAAAGUCCAGCUCACUUCAACCUGAGAGACUCACUGAGAGCAGCUGUUCGCUCCACAGCUUGUCUUCAUCAUCCUCACCUCCAUCACCUCCACCUUCAUCCUCAUCUCCUUCCUUCACAUCAGCUGUCCUCUCAUGGCUGCCGCCUCCAAGUCGUCCCAGAAGGCGAAGAAUGCGGUGAUCGCCCUGCUGCUGCUCUGGUCCAUCAUCUCGCUCAUCGUCAUUGUGGUGUGGGCGACAUCUCCGGACCUGAAGAGCUCGGCCCAGUGCCGGGCUGAGCUGCGGGAGGUGACGGAGAAGCUGGAGGGGUCCAAGGUGUUGUAUCACAAGGACAAGGUGGCUCUGGAGGAGCAGGUGGAGGCGGAAAGGGAAGAGACGAACCGCCAGAGAGCUGAGAUCCUGCUGCUGCUGGGACGCCUCAACACCACCAACAUCACGCUGGAGGAGUGCCACCAGGAGAACCUCGUCCUGACCAGGAACAUCAGUGUUCUGCAGGAGAACAUAGAGCAGCUCCGUCAGACCGAGGCCAACCUCACAGCUCAGCUCGGCCUGAAGGAAGAUCUCAUCGAGGCGCUGCAGCAGAACGUGACUCAGACGGUCCACGAGACGACAUCCUGCUUCAGCCUGAAGGAUGCUGCAGAGAGCCAGAUGUUGGCUGCUCAGAGUCAGACCAAAGCCUGCGAGUCCAAACAGCAGUAUCUGAACAAACAGCUUCAGAAGUGUAAGGAGGGGGAGUCUGAAGCUCGUCAGCAGUCGCAGCAGCAGGACGCUGCCCCCGUCACCCCCACUGCUGUCGGCGCCGCCCCUCUCUCUGGUCUUGCGUCGCUGACACUGAUCAUCUGCAGCACUCUGCAUCUGAUAACCUGAGUUCCAGAGGCGUCAAGCUGUCGAGCUACAGGGAGCACUGUGGUCCAGGGGGGCGGAGCCUGGACAGACUUGACUGCUGUACAAUCUUCCUGGUCGCCAUGGAGACGCUGUGUAGGACGAAUGAUGGGACACAAACUUUGCUGAGACGUUUACUGACUGAUUCAAAGACUCUGCUGCUUCAGCGUGUUUUUUUCUUCCAGCUUCACUCUGAUCAGGAAGCUGAUUUAUCGUUAAAUGUAUCUGUUCAAUGUUCUUUCAUCAGUUCUCUGAUCGAUCAUUUAAUCUGAAUCGGCUCAGAGCUGCAGAGGCAGAGUUCAUCAGUGCUACUGGUGCGUUCAGGGACAUCGCAGGUCUGAGACACAGAAACAAGUUCAGACUUCUCGUUCUGUCAGAAGUCGACUCAGUUCUGUUGCGUCUGACAAGAACAUCAGCACAUUUAUCUCUGACAAACAGAGUUGCUGAUAUUUAUUUGCCAAUUGACUGAUUAAUUGUCUAAUUAUUGAUUAUUUAUCACUCAUGUUGAUAGUUUGGUGUUAAAGUGUUGUAUUCACUGACUCUUUACUCUUUAAAUCUGUAUAAAGGGAGGCUCAGUUCUGUCGUCAUGGUUACCGAAGCUCAGAUGUUGCUGUCAAAUUAGCAAAUUAGCAUCCUGACAGAGCUGACCUCUGAUUGGAUGAGAGUGCAAAGGACUCUGGAUCAAACGAGGCAUCAUAACAUUGUCACUUUGGUUUAAAUAACUAAUAAUUAAUACUUUUUUAUUGGCUAUUGAUCUUUGUUGACAUGAAUCAUGAUUAGUAUUUGACAUGAGUGGUCGCUCUGCAGCCCCACAUGAUGGAUCCUCUCUCUGCAGGAAGUGAUUGAUUCAAACCAAUCAAUCGAUCUCAGAACUGAUUGAUUAGAGAAUGAUGAGCAGGGACACAAAGUGAAGCUGGACGCCACUUCUUUCAGUUCAGAGGCCCCAUUUACACCUGACAGAGCAGGAGGACUUCCCAGCAUGCACUGGGCUCAGCAGCACCACCUGGAGGCUGCGGGGAGAAUCAUCAAACACAGCUGAUUAUUGUUUUUCAUGAUCAGUGGAUUAGAGCAGUGGUGUCAAACUGAUCCAGUAAAGGGCCAUGUGGCUGCAGGUUUUCAUUCCAACCAAGCAAGAACACACCUGAUUUGGAUCAGCCAACCAAAUUUGGAUCAGGUGUGUUCUUGCUUGGUUGGAAUGAAAACCUGCAGCCACAUGGCCCUUUACUGGAUCAGUUUGACACCCCUGAAUUAGAGUCAGGUGUGAACGGGGUCAGAGUGUGUGAAUGAUGUGUGUUUAUGUUUUAGUUGUAUUUUUUUACACUCACAGCUUGAAGCGUCACUGCAGCUGACGAACAAACGACUCGAAGCUUUUAUCUAAUUUGGGGGGUUCAUGAGAGUAAUAAACAUGAAGUUUCUAUGAUG